Messenger RNA from Acanthochromis polyacanthus (spiny chromis), 1742 nucleotides. Its product is annotated as tetraspanin-18-like. Gene Ontology annotation, cellular component: membrane. The coding region runs from base 476 to 1231 and encodes 251 amino acids. The record is from RefSeq and is a predicted model, not a curated record. Lineage: Eukaryota; Metazoa; Chordata; Actinopteri; Pomacentridae. The transcript has 9 exons.
CUUCAUUAAUCACGUUAAGCUGUUGGUUUGAGGUGAUUUUAAGUGUUUUCUGGUUAGAAAACUGUGGUUUUAGGAAAGUUUCCCAUCAUCUGUGUGUGUUUAAUGUAUUUAUAGACGGAACAGAUCCUCCUAUCAGCAGCUCAGACUCUGGUUCAGUCCGACCCCACAGCAGCAGCGUUUAUCUGCUGUUUCACUGUUUUUACUCUUCUUACUGUUCUAUUAGUUCUUCCUCCGCUGUUUUGCUGACAGCGGGUCUUCGGCUGCAGCUCACGCCGAGCAGGGAGCUCCGUCCGCCGCAGACUGAGCUGCCGGAGGCGGUGCCGCAGCUUCCCCGGUCGGAUGUGUGAGUCUGUCGGUGAGCAGCGGAGCGAGGAGCCUUUCGGACCGCGGAGCUCGCUGAUGUAAAGCAGCAGAGUUUGGAUGCAACCUUCUCCAUCAUCUACAUCUCAACCCAGAAGCCAUUAAACAGGUACAGAUGGGUCAGGGGGAGGUUUCAGCCAUGGAGGGCGACUGUCUGAGCUGCAUGAAGUAUCUGAUGUUCAUCUUCAACUUCUUCAUCUUUCUGGGCGGCUCCUUCCUGCUAGGUGUGGGUGUUUGGGUUCUGGUGGACCCGAUGGGCUUCAGGGAGAUCGUGGCGGUGAACCCUCUGCUGUUCACGGGGGUCUACGUGAUCCUGGCCAUGGGGGCGCUGCUGUUCCUGCUGGGCUUCCUGGGCUGCUGUGGAGCCAUCAGGGAGAACAAAUGUCUGCUGCUGUUCUUCUUCAUGCUGAUCCUCUUCAUCUUCCUGGCUGAGCUGGCUGCUGCCAUCCUGGCGUUCCUCUUCAGAGAACAUCUGACCCGACAGUAUUUCACCAGGGAUCUGAAGCGUCACUAUCAGGGCCGGAACAACACCGACGUCUUCAGCUCCACCUGGAACGCCAUCAUGACCACGUUCGACUGCUGUGGCGUCAGCGGUCCCGAGGACUUCGAGGAGAGUCUGUUCCGGCUGCUCAGUCCCUCCAAGAUGGUUCCUGAGGCCUGUUGCCAGAGAAACGGUUUCCUUGGAGACGGCGGCGUGGAGCAGUGCGUCAGUGGCAGUGUCAUCUUCCGACACAACAAGGGCUGUUACUCAGCGAUGGUGGAUUAUUUUGAGACCUACAUCUACACGGCUGGAGCUCUGGCCAUCGUAGUUCUCACCAUCGAACUCUUUGCCAUGGUGUUUGCGAUGUGUUUAUUCAGAGGCAUCCAGUGAGACGGCCUUCAUCAUCGUCAUCAUCAUCACCUUCAUCAGCAGGAAGAAACAAACUAAAACAUGAAGCGUAUCCGUCCAGUGGUAGUUUGUGUCGUUGGUUCUGUGAUCACCGUCAUUCUUCAGGUUUCUGAGGUUCUGCUGUGAAGUCGAGGUUCUGUUCAGUCCGUCGACCCAGAAGCUGCUUCAGAACCGACCUGAGUCCAUCAAACUGGAAACACAAAGACGUGAAACCUGGACUUGAUCCGAGUCCGUCUGAGCUUCAUGAGGAGUCGGUGGUCGUGGUGUCGUCUCCGUCCAGUCAGCUGGGACUGAAGGAAGAGUUUAUUCUGUGUAAAAUGUUCUGAAGACAACGGACGGUUCAGUGUUUCUGUGUAAAUAUUCCUCAGAAGACCUUCAGGUCACACUUUGUCUUCUUCUCUUUGUGGAUUUAAUCAGCAGAUAUAAAACUUUUUUCCUCUAAAUGUGUUUGUAUAAACGACCGAUGGUCAUUAAACUGGUGUCUGUGGUUUUA